GCGAGUCCUUCCGGGGCGGAGUUCACCAUGGCGGCGGCCUUGGCUCGGCUCGGGCUCCGGUCCGUGCAGCAGGUUCGGGUUCAAUUCUGCCCUUUCGAGAAGAACGUGGAGUCGACCAGGACCUUCCUCCAGGCGGUGAGCAGCGAGAAGGUCCGCUCCACCAACCUCAACUGCUCGGUGAUUGCGGACGUGAGACACGACGGCUCCGAGCCCUGCGUGGACGUGCUGUUCGGAGACGGGCAUCGCCUGAUAAUGUGCGGCGCCCACCUCACCGCUCAGGAAAUGUUCACUGCCUUCGCCACCCACGUCCAGGCCAGGGUUGCCGCGGAGAGCGGGGACAAGCCGAGCGCUGAUACUGGGAACUGAAAGCUCGGAAGACACCAGCAAGCAGAUUUGAACCUGGGACUAAGACACUUACCAAAGAAGAACCUGAAUUAAUCAUUCAUAUCACUAUCUGGAGGGCCACGGAGCGCCAAAAAAACCCAAGAAAACAACACAAGCAACCGUGACGUCAAUGUCUCUGGGGCCAGAUAAGAUUGUGGAAGGUUCUGUACGAAUUUGAAUUUAUUUCACUUUCUUACCAUCACUCACUGCUUAACCCUUUUGAAUUUGCCUUUUCCCACCAACCACUCACUCAAGGUACCUCUCACUCCUAUUUACCAGAUCCAGUGCAAAAGAACACUUGACAGACUGUACUGUUUUCUCAUCUUUCUACUAGUAGCAUCUGCGGCGCUUAAGUUACUUCCUUGUGGAACUUCUCUCCCUCUGGGGUCCUUUACUUUUCUUAACCAUAAAGGUGUACCACCUUCA
Messenger RNA from Cynocephalus volans (Philippine flying lemur), 810 nucleotides. RefSeq names its product mitochondrial ribosomal protein L53 (gene MRPL53). Lineage: Eukaryota; Metazoa; Chordata; Mammalia; Dermoptera; Cynocephalidae. The transcript has 3 exons. The coding region runs from base 28 to 366 and encodes 112 amino acids. The record is from RefSeq and is a predicted model, not a curated record. Gene Ontology annotation, cellular component: mitochondrial large ribosomal subunit.